Molecule: messenger RNA, 396 nt
Organism: Candida tropicalis MYA-3404
Lineage: Eukaryota; Fungi; Ascomycota; Pichiomycetes; Serinales; Debaryomycetaceae
Exons: 1
Coding region: 1-396 (131 amino acids)
Source: RefSeq, a predicted model, not a curated record
AUGAAUGGAUAUAUUAAAAGAAUACACCUGGAUCUUCAAAAAAAAUUUUGGGAAAAAGUUCUUAAUUUAUUCAUAGCUAUAAACUCAAAUUGUAUUACUAGAGAAUUAUCACCUUAUUAUCAUCAACUAAUCAAAGUUCUAAAACAACACGUUAGCGUUUAUUUUCAUCUUUUUCGAAUUUUUAUUUUAUUUUACACCCACAAGAACACGCUUUAUUUCUCGGAACAAUUCAAAGGAGGGGGGCAUCCGAUAUUAUUUUUUUUUUGUUUUCUCUUUUGUUUUAAGAGAAACUAUUGUUUUCAUUCUUGUGAACGGUGGACCUAUUGUUGUUCAUUUGGUGGAACAAUCCCCAAAGUUCGUAGUUUGUUCUUUUUUUUUUUUUUUUGGUAUUUAUGA